Trichoderma reesei QM6a is the source of this 1386-nucleotide messenger RNA. RefSeq lists its product as uncharacterized. Bases 160 to 1386 code for a protein of 408 amino acids. NCBI's taxonomy places the organism in Eukaryota, Fungi, Ascomycota, Sordariomycetes, Hypocreales, Hypocreaceae. The record is from RefSeq and is a predicted model, not a curated record. The transcript is spliced from 4 exons.
UCGUUGUUCGGUCUCUUUCGUUCAUUUUCUUCUUUCACGUGUCUGUGACACUUUUCUUCUUCUCUCUUUCGACUCUGGUCUGGUACCAAUUCCCCACCAACGCUUCAACGACAUCCUUUACUUUUUCUUCCUUUGUAAUCCCCCUUCACAUCUUUCACCAUGCAAAUCAAGAACGUUCUCGCCGGUGUCGUCGGCCUGGCUGUCCUGGCUGAGGCUGGCAACGUCGAACGACGAUCCCUCUUUGGUCGCGCCUUGGAACGACGACAGCGCGGUGGCAACAACGGCAACAACGGCAACAAUGGCAACAAUGGCAACAACGGAGGCAAUGGUGGUAACAAUGGUGGCAACGGCGGCACCACUCUGGAUGCCAACCUCAUCCAGACCGGUUCCCAGCAGGACGGCAACAACCCUGGUGCCGAUGGCCAGUCUGCUUCGGCUACUGACAACGCCAACUUCAUCAACUUCUGCCAGGGCAAGACUCUCACCAACGGUGAGCAGGUCCGGACGGGCUCUUGCAAUGGUAUCCCCAUGGGCAACAUCCCCUCCACCGAAAACAUGGUUUCUUCCGUCUUCGUGAACCCCAAGAACGGCGACAACGUUGACGAGAACACCACCUUCGACAUUCAGGUCCAGAUGCUCAACUUUGCCCCGGGCACCUUCACCAACGCCACCUCCACCUACUAUGCGGCUCCCCAGGACGUUGACGGCAACGGCAACAUCAUUGGCCACACUCACGUCACUGUCCAGAGCACCGGUGACUCUCUGAACCCCACCCAGCCCUUGGACCCGAAGCUCUUUGUCUUCUUCAAGGGUAUUAACGAUGCUGGCAACGGCCAGGGUCUGCUCUCUGCCACCGUUACCGACGGCCUGCCCGCCGGAAACUACCGCCUGUGCUCCAUGUCCUCUGCUGCCAACCACCAGCCUGUGCUGAUGCCCGUGGCUCAGCGUGGUGCUCAGGAUGACUGCGUCCGCUUCACCGUUGGUGGCAACGGCAACGGCAACAAUGGCAACAACGGCAACAAUGCCAACAACGGCCAGAACAACAACGGCAACAACGGCCAGAACAACAACGGCCAGAACAACAACGGCCAGAAUGGACAGAACGACCGGCAACGCUCAGGAUGUGGAAAGGGUGGUGCCUCUGCUGCCAAUGCCCUCGGUGGCAUCGCUGCCCCCCCGGUCACCCAGUCUGGCAACCAGGACCGACCCUUUGAGGUCCAGGGCAACACCUUCACCACCAAGGAUGCUGCCAACCAGCGCGCCUGUGACAUCCAGAACAACCAGUGCGCUGACGCCGCCAACAGCAAGGCAGUGAGCGGUGUCUCGGUGAGCGACUGCCAGAGCCAGAUCGCCGCCUGCGUUGCAGACCUUGCGGCCUCAUCAUGA